AUGGCUUCGUGUAAUACCAAAACUGGUAAUUUGGCUCAGGGGUUCAUCGGUCAGAACCGUCGCAACCAGUAUGAGAAAGAGCUCCAGCGUGGGAGAAUCUACACACUGACAAACUUCUAUGCAUCCAACAGCAAGGUGAUGUACCAUGUUGCUGAUCAGAGGCUGGUAAUCUGCAUCUCACACGCCUCUGCCAUGUCGAAGGAUGAAGAAGACAUUGAAGGCAUUUUGACAGAGCGCUUCAGAGUCCAUUCCUUUUUAGACUUUGAAGCAAACUGCGAUCUCAGAGGGGAUCUUCACGAUAUUGUUGGCCACCUUAAGCUGGUUGAUGGCCAGGCUCUCCAUCAGCGUCCGGUUUUGUGCACCAAGGAUGACUCAGCUUCUCGGAAAGUGAUGGUCCAUUUGCAGCUUAAAGACGGUCCAGUGAUUAACGUCUAUCUAUGGGACGAGGCCGCAGUAAGUUUCCGCCUGAAGUUUGAUGCAAGUGAAGCCACUCCAACGGUUCUUUUGGUCACAACGGUCAAUCCUAAAAGCCUCGGUGGGAAAUUGUGUCUAAUUUCAAUGUCCUCUUCAAGAGUGUUUUUGGACGAAGAUGUUGACCCCACCAGGGAAUACCUGACCUGGUUAGUAUUAGCUAAUGUCCUCUUCAAUCUAUAG
Molecule: messenger RNA, 654 nt
Organism: Brassica oleracea var. oleracea
Lineage: Eukaryota; Viridiplantae; Streptophyta; Magnoliopsida; Brassicales; Brassicaceae
Exons: 5
Coding region: 1-654 (217 amino acids)
Source: RefSeq, a predicted model, not a curated record